Pocillopora meandrina is the source of this 24880-nucleotide messenger RNA. The record is from the annotation of a GenBank genome assembly. NCBI's taxonomy places the organism in Eukaryota, Metazoa, Cnidaria, Anthozoa, Scleractinia, Pocilloporidae.
AUGAGCAAGACAAGCUCCAAGGGGUAAGUUUCCACUUUUUGCAACAUUCAAUGAAAUUGUUUUCCUUGUCCGAACGAGUGUUUGUGUUGUGAAAACGUGUGGCCAAAUUUUAUUUUAGGAGUAGUGCAAGGAUAGGCACUUUACUAGAGCAACUACAAAAGCUGUGCCUCGCAGGUUCCGAGGCCAAGUAUGAUCAAGAGAAGCUUGAUGUCGAACAGUUGCGUUACGUUACGAAUAAAAUUCAGCAACUUUUGUCUUCUCAAGGUAACGGUUACAGUUAUGUAAUUUAGCAUCAUGUUACCAAGCACAGAAAUAAAGGUAUACUAAAUUUUCAAAGACUUAUUUUUCUCCACGUUACCAGCAUGCUCUCAGUCAGUUAGAUAGUACUGAACGUUAAUUGCUCACAAUAAGGCGAAUUGUCUUUAUGGAACAGUUCUACUGUAAAUAUAGUAAGAUUAUUUUUUUACAAUCAAUCAUGCAUCACUUAAAAGUUGUUGUACGAAUUAAUUUUUAUUUAACGGUUUUUUUUUCAAACAUCUUUUACCAUUUAUGCAUUGCAAUAAAUGAGGGAAAAAUCAAAAUUGUGCUAGCUUGGAAAAUUUAAAUAAAUUUGAACCACACUUUGCAUUUCUGACAAUGGCAAUAAGCAUGUAACAACUUUUUGAUAAACACUUUUGCAGAAAAAUGUCGCAAGGAUCUGACGACAAAAUUUAGAGAUGGACUGUCAACACUGCUUUUAGUUCUAGAGGUAAAGCUUUUUCAUGAGAAACUUUAAUCUUAAACAUCUCAGUUUGUGGAUCAAGUUUAAGUGAAAAUUUAGGAAAAUGUUUUGUUUCUUAUAGAUGUCAGCAGAUACACAACUCAUGCUGAACAUUUUGGGUUGUCUGUGCGAACUGUUAACCACAGGUAUCUGUGUUUUAACCCUCUAUGCUCUUAUGUCAGUAUGCAUUUUUUCCAUACUGUUCCUUAUAUAUUUCCUAAGGUGCUGAUAAGGAGAAUUUGUUGAACAGUCUAUUGUUGGCCAGGCUGUCAUUUCCUUUUUUUCUUUUAACCUCAAUGUGUUAUUUUGGGAAGAGAAAUUAGAUGCUAGUCACUCUUAGGGGUCAUAAGGUUAACCAUUCAUAAUGAGUUGAAGUGCGAAAGUUGUAGAAAGGGGGUAAGUUUCCAAAGAAACAAUAGUGCCAUGUGGAUGGGAGAGUAUAACAGCAAAUGGAAUGCUGCUCUGAUGAAUGGCUAAUGCCCAAAAUGUUAGCUUUAAAACUCUUUAUGGUGGCCAAUUUACGUUAACCCUUUAAAUCCCAAGAUCUGAUUGUUAAUUCUCCCCUCCAGCUGCUUAACAUCUCCUUGUAAAUUAGUUUUGAGAACUUGGUGCUAGAUCAAGAUAGCAGCAUCUAGCUGAUAAGUUUGAAUAUUCUCAUUACCUUUUUGCUGAUUAAUGUAUGGAUAUAAUAGGGAGAAGUUUUAUGUUGAUCACUUCUGGGAGUUAAAGGGUUAAAACUUAGUUGGUAAUACUAAAUUACCUUAAAAGUUGUAGAGUUUGACUAAUACUAAAUGACAGGGUGUUAACAAUUACCUGCACCAUACAAAUGACUUCUUCACGGCAUUUACUCUGAAGAGGACCAAAACAGAACUUCCUAAUACAGACAGAUCGAAACUUAAACCAAUCAGGACCCACUCACCAGAUUUCUGUCUUACAGCUGAUAACAUUAUGGCUAAUCUGACCAAUCAGUUUAGAUAAACUAGACUUAUAACACUCAACUGACAACAACAACUCUUCACUGGACUCUAAGAUGACUUCUGCUAAGGUUUUCAAAACAUCAGUCACCACUACCAACAAAAGUCCUUAUAAGGAUUACAGUCACCUGGACAAUCAGAUUACAUAAACAAAUGUUACCUGCUGGUUAAAACCAUUUACUGUGGUACGGCUACUACGAAAGGAAGUCAUGUAACUAGGCAUAAUUUGUAGACUAUGAUGAUUUUGAAAACUAGAGUAGAAAUAAAGAUCACGAUAGGGAAACAUCAUCUAAAAUAUAACUAUCACGGCUAAUUUUACUCAGCGGGUGAUGUGGUGCAUAUGAUAAACAAAAUAUAUGAUAUGAAAAAUCAUAUCACUAAGGGAAGCUUGAAUCUAUUGUCUGAAUCAAUAUAUGAAAUGUUACUUAAACAUUUAGAUCAUGUUAACCUUUUAACCCUAUGAGUGAUCAAGACAGAAUUUCUCCUUCUUUGUUUUAACAUUAUACCCAUUCUACAGAAAUUUGUCAUGAACUUACAAUUUUUGUUGCCUGAAAACAGGUAAAAGGGCAUCUGUUCUUGCAGCCAAGGGUACUGUAGAUAUCAUACUAAGAGUGAUUGUGAGUGCUAGUAAAGAAGCAUCAGUUUGUGAAGAGGCCUUGCUGCUUUGCCACGUCAUUUUAACAAAAGUUGGGCCAAAAGGUGAGAUGUUAGAUAUAUGUAAGUUAAUACCUGGUGAUCUUUUUGGGUAUAUGUAGACAGAUAAAUCUGAAAGGAACACGGCAUUGGGUAUUACUUGUUAUCUAGAAUAUAUUGACCUUGAGAGCCAGUAACCUCUUACAAAGAAAGCUGUGAAGUCUGCACAUGGUUGACCCUGAUAUACAUCAUUGGGUUCAGAUAUUGACCACAGAAGAGUAUUACUUGAAUCAUUGUGAAUAGGGUAAUUAGAGUCCCUAUGUGUAGUACAUGUUUAAGGGUGCUGAACUCGUAAUCUGGUGGUCCUCCAUCCUGCUAUUCGCUGGAUUUGUUCUCGGUCACCCCUAUUUCAACUCCGUGGCUGCACUUUGUAAAUAGCCAACUGGUCUGCCUCCUGCCAGUUGGGAUUUUCAAGUGCUUUAUGUUGCCUUGAAUCAUUUGUUUCUUUCUCUUUCUUAAUGUUAAGUGCUUGGGGGCUUGCAAUAAGCGCUACAUGAAUAAUUAAUUUAAUUUUGAUAUAGUAGAGAUUUAGGUUACCAGGUACUGUCUCUGAAGUACUUUUGUUGUCAUGUUCCUGAAGAAAAUCUCAAUUGAGUGGUUUAGUAUCACUUAAAAUCAGGGGCCAUGCUAAACCAAACCUUGCAGUCAAGAGGAAAAUUGAAAGAGGCCUGGCUUAGAAAAUCACAUAAAUGUAUCAGUUCUCAAAGGGAAAUGACACUCUUUUGCUCACACGUUAUGGAGCAUGUCUUGUCAAAAUGAAUUCUUCUUGUCAGUGAAAGAGCUACCUGUUGCUGUAUUUAUUUUUGUUCAGUAAUUGUUUGUAAAACUACCUCUGAGGGAGAUUUUGGCAUCGUGGUUUAGUUCAGUCAGGAAUACAAAAUAAGCAAGAAUAAACCAAGAAAAAACAAGGGUGACCAGGUUGGAGAAUAUUGAAAUGGACUGAAAUUAAAAACUCAGAGAUGUGCAAUCCAUCCACAAUUUACCUCCCAAGAUCUGCUCAUUAAUUCUUCAUGCUUUCUGCUUGUUCACAGAUCGUAAACUUUGUGUGAAAGCUCGUUUGACUGGAGCUCUCCAAGUCACAAUGAAUAUGGUGAAGAACAAUACAACAUUCUUUAAGGUUCUACAACCUGCAUUACAAGUCCUUAAACUUUACUCUGCCAAUUGUAAGUUAUCAAACUGUACAUGUUCAACUCUGCCAUACAUUGCUUACAUGCAUUGUCAUAAAUUGGGGGAAUUUAAGCUUCAUCUUCAUCUUUAGUCACCUGUUUUUGUGUCAUUCUUUCUUUCGUCUUCUGAUUCCUAUGAAAUUAUAAGAUGAAGGCUUGAUUUACAAAUAAUUAAUAUAAAUACAUGGUGUGUCCUAAAUCUCGACUAUGGCCACUUUACAUGCAGUUGAAGAGGAGAUUCUAAAGGAGGUCUAAAAAAGGCUCUACAUAGCACCCCUACCACACAAAAUGUGUGACUUCAGAUUAUGAUCAGCUGAUAGUCCCACAGAUCAUUGCCUCAUCAGUCAUAGUCACAAAUUUUGGGGUCAGUGACUUGCUACAUGCUAAUUUUUAGGGGGUGCUUUUGGAUGUACAGUCUCACCUGUGGUAAGCAGCAUUAUAUUAUGUGGUCACUCUGAAUUAAGCAGUCAGUUGUCAAAGUCUCGCAUUUGUUUACCCUUAAUUACUGUAAUUUUCACCUUUAGUUAGUAGUCAUCUCAAUUGGUUGUGGUCACCCUUUACCGAGUCCUCUACUUAUACUGAACAAUAACUUAAAGCAGAACCACUCUAAGAAAACUAAGAAUAAUCUUUCAGGGAGGUUAAAUUUAAUCUAAGUUUAUCUCCUGAAAUUGUGGUUAGCAGUAUUCUUCAGUGAGUUUUUUUCCUUUUUCAGAGCUUAUUAACUCCCUGAUCAAUCAACAAACUUUUUGCAACCAGGAGCUCCUAUCAGAGCUUGUUUACUCCCUGAUCCACCAACAAACUUCAUACAAUUGGGAGCUCUUAUCAUAGCUCAUUUACUCUCCCAAUCAAGCCACAGAUUUCUUGUGAUCAGGAGCUUUUUUCAGAACUCAUUAACUCCAUGAUUAACUGAAAAACUUCUUGUGACAAGGAGCUCUUACCAGGGCUCAGUGACUCCUCAGUUGACCGACAGACCUCUUGUGAUUGGGAGCUCUCAUCAGAGCUCAUUGAAUCCCCAAUCAACCAACAACUUUCUGUCUUUUUGAGUGAUCAAAAUCUGCUAUUUAUUAUUUUCAUCAUUUUUUACUAUAUUUUGUGAAAUCAAGUUUUUUCUUGAUUUCUUUAGCAACAGUUGCCAUUUGAACUGUUAACCAACUAAUGAAAAUUAUCCUGCAUUAAGUAACUGCCAGAGUUAAAUCACCCCUCCAAAUUUUAUUUUAUUUGAUUGAGUAGUUACCAAUGUAUUAUUGAAAAGUUCCUGCACACAUAAAUACUGUACAAUCAAACCUGUAUUAAGGAGUUACCCAUGGGGAAUGGCAGAGUGACCGCUAAAUGCAAGUUGACAGCUUAAUACAGGUCCCUCAGAUUAGGAGUAUUAUAAAAAAACAAACACAACACCACUUUAUGCCAUAAUUAGCCACUUAAUGUACAGAAUCUUGCUCAAAAAUACUACUUACUUUGAAUUUGGGAUAGAAAUAUGGAUUAAAAAUUGCUUGAGAGAUUACUCUUGGUGUUAUUUGAAUGGUUCUGCUUUAAGUGACUGUUCAAUACAGGUGAAUGACAAUACAGACAAGCCAUUGGGACUUUGUCAAAGGUGACCCUAACUGCUCAAUAGGGGUGACGUCUUAAUAGAGGUGACAAUUAUAGUGAUUAAGGUGAAACAAAUUCAGAACUGUGGUAACCAACCGCUCGAUAUAGGGUGACCACUUGAUACAGUGCUGCUUAAUACAUGUUCACCUUUAUCAUUUGGUACUUCCAUCACCCCUAACAGCAUUUCACUAGGUCCCCAUCUGGUGACUAUGGCUGACUUAUCUAAGACCUUUUGUUAUCAGGCUACCAUGAUUGGAUGUCAAACCUUUGUGUGGUGGGGGUGCCACAAGUCAGCCUUUUUCUGGCUUCUCCUCCUCAGCCACUAUUAAUGAUAUAUUCUCUCCAGAAGGAGUCAUGAUUCUAAACAAAGUUCAGUCACAUGUUUCUGGCCAUGUAUGCUUUCUCUUCAUCACUAGGGUUGUGUCUUAGGCAAGGCUAGAUACUGUACCUUAGCCAGCUACUUGUUGUUGGAGGACAUGAGUGAGCUAUGUUGUAUAAAAGUUUUUGAAACUGCACUCUUCAUAUAUCUUAGAUAAGUCAAGACCCUUCAAGCUUUCCUUUGAUUCUUCUAAGAGUGCACUGUUGAAUCUUGUUUUGAAGCUGUCAACUGCAAUGCCCUGGCCAAAGCAGGAGCUGUUGGUGUUCUGUUUAGAGUGGUUAGCAGCUGUGGUCACAAGAGGGUUAUCUGUUUAAAGUAAGAAUGCAUUUUUACCUUUUAGCUCUUGAAACGCUGGUAUAUCAUUUGGUUUUGCAUUUUAUUUCUUAGAUCACCAUCAGAUCUUUUACAGAGCUAUUUUGUUGUUCUUUUGUUUUUGAACAAAAUUGGCAUUUCCAAAUUAUGUGGACAGAGCCUGAUAAUUUACUAGUAAGAACAAUUUAUUAGAGGGUGUUACAUGUAAUACAGUCAAUUUUCACAAAUGAUUUCCUAUUUUCUCUGUUUACAUUGACUUUUAAAUUAAUGGCAGUUAUUUUAUCUUAUUUUCCAUGGUUUAUUUUUAGAAUAAUCAGCUUUACAUCUAUUGAUUAGAAUUGAAAUUCAUAACCCUUUAACUCCCAGCAGUGAUUAAAACAUUUAACUUUUUCCUCUAAUAUCCAUACAUUACCCAGCAAACAGGUAAUAAGAAUACUCAAACUUAUCAGGUAUAAGUUGUUUUCUUGAUUUAACAUCAAAUUCUUGUAAGUAAUUUACAAGGAAAUGUGCAUCAGUAAGGGGGAGAAUUAACACUCAGAUCUUGGGAGUUAAAGGGCUGAAGGCACUGCAUACCUCACAGUAGCUGUCACAGUGCCCCUUCAAGAAUUGGGGUCAUAUUUUUUCAAGAACUGAAAUUGCUUUGUUUUCCAUUCGUUAUCGAAGGCUGGUGUUGGAGAUAAUUGCUACCCUUGUAAAAUCAAGUGAGUACUCCAUUUUUUUUCAUCAGUUAAUCAUAUAUUAAGUCAUCUGAUGGAAUUGUUAGCCAUCCAAAAUCAUUUGUAAGUCAGAUGCCAUUAUAAAGAAAUAAGUUAUCUACGUCUGUUGUUCUUUGCAUUCUUCAAAGUUGUUCAAACACAAUGAAUAGCAACAAAAUAAUUAGAUUUGUAAUCCCUAAGCACUUUUUAUGUGAAAGCUGCUUUGUUGUUGAGCUACAUGUAAAUGAAUAACCUGAUUUAUUAUUGUAGUUAUCUUGCUAUAUUCCCUAUGUCACAGUUGUUGCAAAUCAUUUUUAUGAGUUGUACAAGUUCAGACAUCAUAGGAAUUUGAUGUAGAUAAGAAUAUAGUGCAACAAAUAUUGGUAAUUGUGAAGAACAGCUCCCUGAAAAUACCAAACAGUGACCUGAAAAAUAAGAAUCAUUUUAAUCCAGUGAGGUAUUCAUAAAUUAAUGUACCCAUAAUACAGUCAUGAAGCAUUAGCUGUUAUUGCAAUGUUGAGGGUACUAUCUGCUCACCACAGAUUACACUCAGAAGUCUGCUACAAAAAAUUAGCAAGCUCGUUUGACUUUAAAGAGGCAUAUUUGUCCCAUGAGGCAUCCCUCCUUCAAAGAAUGGUAGCACUUUUAAGUUUCUGUUCAGCAGAUUUUACUAGACAGCUAAGCAGACUGAAAAAAAUGUUAAGGGCUAUUUAGUUACAAUAAGGAACAGAGUUGGACUUGUUAAUUGGGGAUGGGGACUGCACACUCAAAAUCUUACAAUUUAUCAAAGUUUUCUUUUUAAAUUUAAAAUUUAAAGUGGAACCACUCAAAUAAAAUUAGGAAUAAAAUGUGAUUCAUGUCUAUCUUCCAAAAUCAAUGUUAAUUGUAUUUUUGAGCAAAUUUUGUACAUUAUGUGGUCAAUUAUGGUAUGAGAUGGCGUUUAUUUCCUUUUUAAUAAUACCCCUUUUCUGUGGAACCUUUAGUAAGCAGUCAAUCUCUAUUUAGUACUCAAUACAGAUUGGACUGUAAAUUAUUGGACAGUAUAAACAACUGCCUUUACCAUGUCUAAGCUUAUGACAAUAUAGAAAGACUAGCAGAAAAGUUUUCUUCAGCAGAGGCUAAAAAACCAAGUAAUCACCUUUGGCUGAUCUCUUUUCUUUUUCCUACAGAGAGCUGUGCAUCAAAAGCAGUCAGCUAUGGAGCUGUUCCACUGCUGUUACAAAUGUUUUGUGAUUGGCAAAGAACAGAUCAUCAUCACAGACAGACAAACAUCAGAAAAGCUAUUCUGAAUGUGAUCAAGAAUAUCACCAUGUCAAGUAUGUUAACCCUUUACUCCCCAACCUGUGAAUACAUAUUCUCCAUACUGUUCUCAUCAUUUCAUUAGUUAUUAACAAGGAGAAUUUGUUUAGCAAUCAGGAAUGUCUUGAGAGGGGUGUUCAUUUCCCAUAUUCUCAUAACCUUAAUGGUUUAUCAAGUUGUGAUAAUGUAUGGAGAAAUUAGAUGCUAGGUAGUCCUAUGGGUUAAAGGGUUUAUAGAGGAGACUACUGAUUACAUUGUUUGAAUCUUUAAAAUGUCACAAGGUACACUGUGGUUGAUAGAUGUUGCUUCUUGAAAGACAAAUUGUUCACACCUGAAAUGGCCAAAACAUUGUGUAAACCAAAAAGAAAUGUUGAGAAAUAUUGAUUGUGAAUGUUGCUUUGGAUAUCUUGCCCUCUCAAUUUUUUUCUAGUCUGUAGAGAACUGGCUGUCCUCUGGUAUUGCUACCCCACUUUUAAAUUAUUUUGAGUUAGUUGUUACAAUGUUUGAAGGAAGAAAUGGCCUAAAUUAUCCUGAAUUAACUGUAUCAAAGAAUUGAUAGUCAACUUGCUGCUUUGAAUUGCAAACCAAUAGAAAUAUCAAGAAAAGAUGUUAUUUGUUUGGUCAUGCAUGCUACAGUCAAACCUGUAUUGCACGUAAGCGAUCACCCAUGGGGAAUGAAAGGAUUAGGGACUUUGACUACCAACCACUUAACACAGGGUGAUUGCUUAAUAAGGUGCAGAUUUUAUUUGUUUGGUUGUGCAUGCUACAGUAUUUGAGUGUUACAAAGAGAACUCAUUAGUGUGCUAGCAUCCUGUUCACGCCAGGAUCAAUAAUGUUGAAAGCAGUAUGUGCAUAACUAGAUGAGAUUUAUCAGUAUGGUUAAAUUUCUGAAUUUUAGGAAGUGGUAAGAAGGCAUUUAUCCAAGCUGAUGGUAUUAAAACCCUGUACACUUUGUCACUGGAGACUUUGGAGUGUAAGUAAUUUUUUUUCACACAAAAUGUUUUAGACUAUGUUACAUGCUUUUUAUUACAUUUUACAGGGGAUUCUUUUUUGUUCCAUUUCAGGCCGCGAACUUGAAGGGGUAAACAAUCUCAGCAGCCAGAUUCUACGAAGAUGUUUUCCAACUAACAAGCUUCCAUUGUCAACCUUAUCAUCACCACUGACAUUUGCUCUGUUAGAUUUAGACAGCGCUGGCCACUCAGCUGUAGAAGAUCUACUGGAUGAUAGUGGGGAAGGUGAUUACAAUAUGCGGGUUGAAACACUCUCUACUGUAUAGUUAAGUCUAAGGCAGAGAUACCAACGUUGAAAAUCUUUAGAGGUUUGACGUCGAAUCACUCCCAACCUUCAUUAUUUGCUGUAAGGUUGUUUAAUUUUUUUAUAAUAGAAAUUAUUUUAUUAAAACAAAAUUAGGUACUUUAAUGUGGUAACCACCAGAAAACUUUGUCACUCCAACUUAAAAUUUUGAGAUCUCCUAAAUUUUAUAGAUUUAAAUUCUAUUACACUUGAAAUUCAGUGUCUUAUGAGGAGUUGUAUUUAAUCCUAUCAAGACACGUAGGAAGUAAUCUUAUGAUCAAGGUAUUUACUAUGUAUGUAGGUGAGUCUACUGAUGUGGAAUCAGAGGAAGAAGAAGAUGACAGUGGAAGUGCAAGUCAAGAUGAUAAAGAGGGGCUUGAAAAUGGCAACAAGGGUAAAAAGCCUGAGAUUAAUUCCUCAAAUCAGAGCAAACAAGUCAAGACAAGAGAUGAUCUGGCUAUGUAUGAAAAGUACUUCCCAGAACUGUUUGAAUUUCAGGUAAAUAGUUGAAAAGGCAACAUUCAUCUUUCUGCAAAGUUCACCAGUAAGCAGUCAUCUUGUGUGCUAAAGCAGGUUCUCUUAGCUUGUGCCAAAACAUGUGUAGUAUGGAGACUUCAAGAUUAUCACCACCAAUUAGAUCUGUUAUCAUAUAUUUGGAGUAUAUAGUGUGGGGUAUUUGCCAGCUGAGAGGUCUGUUUGGUGAAAAAGUGCGACCAAGGACACAACAUUUUUUCACUUUACAUACUGACUCUGAGUUGGUAAAUAACUAAGUAUCUACCUUGUUCCUCUAGGAAAAAAAAGAGAACAUGGCAAAUUACUGGGUAUUUGUCAAAGGUCAAUUGAAUAGCUUAAAAUGUUAGUGAGUUUAUUGUCGACUGAUCUCCUUCAUAUGUAUAAAUGUACAUUCAAUUGCUUGUUAGUGUGGAGAAUAUGGAUUUUUAUCAAAUAAACACACUUUCGGAUCAAUGUUAGGUUCCGAGCAACUACGCACCUACCUACCCCUCCCUUAACCAAACAAAAGCCCACUGAUAGCAAGUUAAUAAGGUUAAUAUCGGGUUUAGGGAGGGGUAGGUGCGCAGGUUUCUCAGACACUGACAUUAAUCUAAUCUUUUUAUCUAUUCUCAACAUCCGCUUGCCUGCUUGAAAAGCUGAUGCAAGCAUUGCCUCAUUUUUUGAUAACUUUGAAAAGUUUGAGGUUGAUGUGUAAUCAUCCAAAAUGUUUGUUGUUGUCAUUCGUCAGGUUGAAGUUGCCGAGCCAAUGGAAGAUGACAUGGUAACAUCAUCAUAUCCAAUAGUAAUUCCAACAGGUUCUGAAGAGCCCUUGUCCUGCUCGCCAACCGGACCAAGCCAUCUGUCCAACCAGCUUGAUUCUAUGAAUUUUGAAAGGUGGGGACAUACUGCAGAGUUAAUUAAAAAUGAGGUCGAAAGUAGGGAGCCUCAGAAGAUCAUAUUAGUUAAAGUGGCAUGAAGGAUAAACAAAUCGAAAUGUUGUAGAGGUGUAGGAAGGGAAAUUUUGAUUUAAAAAAUUACGUUGAACAUCAAGAAAGAAGUUUUUUUUUACGACCUUAGGAAAAGGAAAAAACUCUGAUUACCCAUGAGGAAUCGACUCUCAGAUUUACGUACUCCGCGCUCUGAUGCUCUACCUCUGAGCCACAGAAACUCUCUAUCACAUUUGUUAGAUGUAAUUUAUAAGAAAUUUGUUUUUUGUCCGGGUCAUAUUUAGAGCGUGCACUCAGGUUAAAACAUUUAACACAAGUGUUUUUAUUUUACCUAAAUUCGUCGCAAAUAGUUGACGUUUGGUAUAUUGCUUAAGACAUAAUGAGAUGUAUACAUUGACCAAAGCACACUGAGUGUCAAUAAGUAAGGAUUACCCCUCUCCUGUAAAAACCAGUGAACAGUGUUCAGAUACUUUCAACCUUAUUACUGAACACGGUAACAACGGAGAAGGCCGCCUCAAAAGCCCAUUUAACCGCAUGUGUUCACGGAAGUAAGAAACGAAAAAAAAUUUAACCUCGGUUAAGUUUUAGAUAUGACUUUUGUUUAUGUUGCUACAGUCCACCAACUUUGACACAAGCCACAGCGACACAAGAAGAGCUUACUCAGGAAGAGAGAUCUUCAUCCGCGAAUUUCACCGCUAAGGUUGAUAACAAAGGUACCUUUGAAAGUGUGCUGCCAAUCGUCAAGACACCAUCACCUGAUGUGUACGGCCAUUAUCCACCGUCCGAGCCUGAACCACUGGGACAGAAAAAAACUGGACUACAGAGGUACAGGGCUUAUCCAAAUUUUUAAACGUGAUGUCAAAUUCUUAAAGGGUGCAAAUGGUUUGAGACACUAGUCUUUAAAAAUGUUUGUGGGAGGACGAAUCAAAUGGCGAGACAGAGAGCACUUCAUAGUCUAAGAUUAAAAUGAUUAAAAAGACGGGCAGCUUACGGACUAAAAACUGUUUGUUUCGCACUCGAUUUAAAGGUCGGGGUAGACUGUGCCUAAGAUAAAAAAAACAGUCGCGACCCAGUCCCCUCCUGAGCCUUUACUUCUUGUCCACGUUAGUCGGACCGUACAAGAAAUAACAGACUCUCAGAAGUCUAUGCCUUUUGAGAGAGCGCGUAAAAACCAAUCUCCUUAAAGUUCUGAGUCACAUGUACGUCGGUAUAUUUUGGUUGUUGUUGUUUUAUUUUUACGAUGUUAAAAGGUACAUUUAACUCGAGCAAGAUUGAAAAAUACCAGUUUAGUAGGAUAUGACAUAUCAUCGAGACUACGACGAUCCAAAAGGGAACCGGGAUUGUUUAAUAUGGUGAUGUUAACAAAGAGAUUCCACGUUCCCUUGCGUGUGUUUAAUGAAUAUGUCACGGAUGACAUCAAACUGUUGUAAGAACAAGAAAGUGGCUCACGGCGCGCAGUUGAAUGUGUUUCUGGUGGACUUACUACAUUUUUACUUCAUCUGUGAUACAUUAAUAUCUAUAUAAUAAAUAUAGCCUUCAUUCGGCGCGAAAAUAUACACUGAUAUUUGUCCGCUGACAUUACCUGUUCUAAGAUGCGAACAAUUUUCCGUGAGCGAAGCUCGAGGAAAACUGAAAGCUUCGAGGAACAGAUUAUGUUUAUGGACAAAUAUACGAGCAUAUUUCCGCGCAACUUGGAGGCUAUUGUGGUUAUUAUCCUUCAAAUAUUUUGCAACGUGUGUGAAAAAUGUUUACGAACAGCUUACUGCGUGGGAUGUUUUCCUUUGAGUGUUUUCUGGUACGAUUAUAUGAACAAAUGAAUAUUUCCUUCUUCUGUAACAAGAAUAAAACGCUCUCUCGUCUUGAAUGAAAUUUUAAACGGAGAAUUAUCGUAGUAGAGGUAAGGUUUGAAAAUUAUACUUGGAUAUUUCCAAGUUUUAGAUGGGGAAUAUUUGAUCAAGUGAUGCGUUUAGACCAUUCACGCACGAGCAAAAAUAUUUGAUGGAUCAUAUACUGGAUUGUACAUUCAUUUUGAUUGGUUCUUAUGAUCAAACAUACAUAAGUAUAUACAUGUAGAUUAGAUGACGGCACCAUCAACAACAUUUUGCUUUCUCUAUCUUGUAACACAGUCAAACGGAUUCCGUGUUGCUGUGCGUUUGUUCACUAUUAGAUAACAGAUGACGUGGUCAUCAUGGAAGUGGUAAAAAGAGGCGCAGUAGAGUGUGUCAAUAACGUUCUUACCACACUUAAACGUCUUCUUUGAUCUUACAGACGCACGGCAACAUAGAACCCACUACUCAUUCUUUUUUUCUUUUUUUUUUUUUAAUUUUUGCAAACGAGGCAUUGUUACCUUUUUAUCCCGGCCUUGCCAAGAUGACAUUGAUCCAUCUGUGCUAGCGUUGUUUGUUGUUUUUCAGAACUAUGAUCUUUAGGGACAUUGCACGACAGAUUCAUCCACAGAGAGUGAUAAACAAAGUUGUAUUUGAUCUGGAUCAGCUUUUAAGACAACCCGGUGACCCUGGAGGAGCACCUGACAACGGGUUAUUAGCUGUGGCUAAAGAGCAACUCAAAUUAGGACAUGCACGGAAACAUAGCAACUCCAGGUUUAUACACAGAAUAAACGCUUGUCUCAUUUGUCAGUUUAAUUUUUCAAUGUGUGAAUCAAUCUUCUUCAAACUUAAACUUUCAAGAUACAAGUUGUAAUUCGCCCAGUUCUGACCACCAUGGGUCUCCUCUCAAAUCAGUCUAGAAAGUUAGGUGUUUGAUCAUGAUAACACCUUCUGUUGUUAAGUUUGUUUGUUGUCAUCGCCUAUUUUGUGGUUGUUGUAUCGGGAUUGCGAAAAUUUACUCACUGACCAUUUGACCCCGAAAACUCCGUUCAAAUGGUCAUGAUAGUUGAUGAUAGUUUCAACCACCACGCGCGUUUAAACACGAAUUAUCAUGCACUAUCAUCGACUAUCAUUAAGUAUCAUGUAGUUUGGACGUGUUCAAAUUCGAAAUGAUAAUUGAUGAUAGUUUUUCGGUCCAUAGUUUUGCCAACAAACGGGCUCAAACCGAAAUGGCAAAUGGUAAAAUGACUGAAGUAGCCGUCAAAAUUUCGCAGAAUGUCUCCUAAGUCAUUCUUAUCAUCUCCUGGUAGGAUUCAGCAUCUUUAAGUCGCAGCCUCUUGACUAAAAUGUCAUUUGCCACCAAAAUUUCUGAGCGUACAAUAUUAGUUUACAAUAACGUUUGUCAACUAUCACCAACUAACAUGAACUGUUUGAACGCAAACAUGAUAGCGAAUGAUAGUUAAAACUAUCAUCGACUAUCAUCAACCAUCGUGACCGUUUGAACGGGGCUUAAGAGCUAUGCGCAUAUGAUUUCACCCAGCAGUAUCGCUCUGAAUCAAACAUUAAGGUCAUGAGAAUAAAGGAAAAGAUCGCGAACUUGAUUGUUAGACAAAUCCUCCCCGAAAGUACUAUGACAAAUAAAUAGAGAACAGUAUGGAGAACUUGCAUACUGAUGUUAGGAUGUGGAAAAUCAACCAGUGGAUUUGUUUUCAUUUUGCAGCAUCUCUGAAGGAGAAAGAUCCACUCCUGAGGAGACGGCCAGACCGCUGAAGUUUGAAUCACGGUUUGAGAGUGGCAAUCUACGCAAGGCCAUUCAGGUAGUUAUUGUGAUUUUAGGUGCUUUAGUCGUGAAAUUGGGAAUUUUGUCGAUGUGUGACGUUUUGGCUUUCCAAUUGUGAAUAAUCCAUGACUCGACUCGACAAUACCCAAGACACUGUAACGCUCCAGGGCUUUGAGGCAGGGCUUAUUGGCGAGGAAUUCUCAUUAGAGCGUGUUGGGGGGGGGUCUACCUGGCUUCAAUGUAAGCUAAUGGUUUAGUUUUUGGUUUUAGGGGAGGAGAGGAGGGGGGCUUAUUAGAGAGGGAGAUUCAUUUGUUCGUUUAACCAUGUGAAUGUUAAGAAGUUAUGAACUAGCCUAUGAAUGAUCGAACAUACUUGCCUUUUUCAACACAUCUUAUUUCUUAGGUGCGGGAUUAUGAGUAUGAUCUGGUUCUAAAUCCUGAUAUCAACUGUAAACACCAUCAUCAGUGGUUUUAUUUUGAGGUGGGUUCUUGCCCUCUUUUCAUUGCGUACGACACAACUAACAGUUCCAUGUAGUGGAAGAUGUUUUUUCGUUUUGUCACGAGCGUGGGACAAAGAUAAUAGUCUGAAUCCCUGUAAGGAAUCGAACCUCAGACCUUCGGAUUCCGUGCUCCGAUGCUCUACCACUGAGCCACAGAGACUCUAUGGUGAGCAAGGCCCAUAACGAAGUUCAUAUAUGACACGCGUCCUACAUAUUGCUAGGAUCAGCAAUGUCGUUAGCGUCAUGUUUUGUAAAUAGAAUAAGAAAGAUGGCGAGUUUUGAGCUCGGCAAAGAGAUAGAAAUCCUAGCAAUAUGCGGAUGCUGAUCCUAGCAGUAGGUCGAUUACUCAUGGGGAUUCAAAAUUUUUUUCUUUGCCCUACACAAGACGAAAAAACAUCUAUUUCUUUACUGGGCUCAAAGCUUAGCAUCUUUCGAAUUCUACUUUUAUGUAGUUACAGCACUCUGAUCGUCGGUAUGAAAAGAGAUAAACUUAGUCGGACGGACCAUUAAUAAGUGAAGGAGAGAGGGUGGGUGUGCAGAACUUUCACUUGGUAUCCGGUACAUUUUUUUCUGUAUAAUUUUGUCGGUAAUAUUUAUUGUAUGAAGUUUAUGCCGCUGGGAAAUUCUUGUCAGGGCUGGGCCGUCUGUGAUGUUCUUUUUUCUUUACUUGGCUCACUAUCUUUAUUAAAACUAUCGCUAAUGGUCCUUCCCUAUAGAUAGGUAAUGGAAAUUGUUAAGAAAGACACAAUGUCUUAGAAGGUUAAAUAAUCAAUAGCCUCUAUUUGGCGCAAAAAUCUACUCGAAUAUUUGUCCACGGACAUCUGUUACGAGAUGCAAGAAGUGAGUCUACGGGGAACGGAUAAUAUUUAAGGAAAAUUAUACGAGCAUAUUUUAGCGCCAACUGGAGGCUACGCGUAGGGAAAAUUGUUUACGAACAGCUUACCGUUUAUUGCGUGGGAUGUUUACUCUCCAGUGUUCUCUGGCAAGGCUUUAUGAGCACAAAAACAUGCGUGUUCUUCUGUUACAACAGUUAAACGCCCUCUGAUCUUGACUUAAUUCUGACACGAAAACUUUUAUCGUAGUGGACGUAGGGUUUGAAAAUUGGUUAAUAUCACUAGGGGAAUAUCACCGGAUAUUCCUCAGUCUUAGCCGGAGCGUAUUCGGUCGCAUGACCCAUUUAGACCAAUCGCGCGCGAGAUAAAAUAUUUGAUGGAUUACAAUAGUGGAUAUUGGCCCUUCAAGUCUAUGCAUUUCUCUUCAUUUCAGGUUAGCAAUAUGGAUGCUGAUAUUCCUUACAAAUUCAACAUCGUUAAUUGUGAGAAGAUCAAUAGUCAGUUCAACUUUGGUAAGUUGGUUUUUAUGAGUAACAGAAUUUCCAUUUAUUCGUGUAGGCUUUUCAUGACACUGGUUGUUUCUUAUGUUUUCUUCAAACUUUUUGCGGGAAGUUGGCGUGCGUUAGACCGGUGUAUCGCACUCAGAAGGCCAUCCGACCAAAAAAUCGGUGCUCGCUGGGGUUGCAAAACUCACGAAGUACUCAGAAAGCUUAAGAUGUUUCUUAAAUUAUGGAGAGCGCAUUUCGAUUUAUUGUCGAAACGAAAACCAAAGGAACCGCAAAAGCUAAUCAGAGGAAAAGAAAAUGUAACAAGGAGCCAAUGAGAACGCAGAGUCAAAAUGGGCAAACAGCUUAAAGCGCGGGAAAACGUGGGUGACUAAGUCGUGGUUGGUUUUAGUUUUGAAUCUGAUUGGUUUAGAGGAUAGCGCAAGCUUUGGACUCAUCACAGAGCGACGUAAAGUAAACCUCCGCAAUCCGGAAUUUGAAAAUUGCUUUGUAACUUGAAGAUGAUUUUUGGGGACAUGAUUCUGUUCUUGCAGGCUACAAACCUUUUUUAAGACUUAGUACGAUUUCAUAGUCGGGAUGACAUAUGCAUGGUUCCUCAAGGAAAUGGUCUAGGUAACCCAAUACUUUGUUCGCUAUUGUAGGUAUGCAACCAGUGAUGUAUUCCACAUUAGAAGCUCAGGAAGACCGCGUCGGCUGGGUUCGAGUCGGGACUAAUGUUUGUUAUUAUAGAAAUUACUUCACACGGAGCCGUGAGGUGACUGGUGGACCGACCGGCAAAACCUACUACACGUCAACUUUCACCGUGACCUUCCCUCACACAAAUGAUACAUGUUACUUCGCUUAUCACUACCCCUACACCUUCACUAUGCUUCAGGUAGGUCUUCCCAUCUUACCUUGUCAUCUUUCUGUGUCGAGGUUUGUACAGUGUUUGGAGUUUUUGAAGAAGUUCGAAAAUCUUUCAGUUAGUUUUCCAUGAAAUAUAAGGCCGGAUUAACAUCUGAAAAACUUCACUUAAAAAAUCUAGAAUGUUUUUUUAUUAACAGGAUGUUGUUUAUUGAAUGAAAUGUUAGUCGUCUAAUCGCAUCUCUUUGACAAAAUUUUUUAACAAAGUUUGAGAGACUUCUUCGGUUUAAUCCGUGAAUCUGCCAUCAUAGAUAUCAGAACACAUUUUAUCGUAGUUUAUGUGUGUUUGUGCCGGUGUGUUUGUGCCGAUGUGUUUUUAAGUAACCACGGAGAAGUGUUGAAUUUCGCCUUAAAAACGUUUUUUGUAAAUCUAGCCGUAAGACUCUUUAUAUCCUUCCUUCACCUCAAAGAAAUCAAGACUAGAAAAUGAUAUUCCGUUUUGGGUACCUUAUUCUUUUUACGUAGAGUCACUUAUCACGCUUGGAGUCCGGUUUUAGUACAAACGAUAUCUUUUACCGCCGCUUGACUCUGUGCAGCACUUUGGCGGGAAAUCCUUGUGACGUCAUCACCAUCACGGCACAGCCUCAGGGCAGAGAUGCAAAAUCCAUUGAGCUUCUGAGUAAGUGAUUUGCGCCGUUCCUUGUGUUGGACAAAAUUUGAGGUGUUGUUUUCAAAGGCACGAUCUUUACUUUAUACGUUUUAGGGAACAGGCCAUAUAUUUUCCUCACAAGCCGUGUUCAUCCCGGCGAAAGUAAUUCAAGUUGGGUCAUGAAAGGUAACGCGAUUUUCAUAUGGUGAAUUACAUUCAUUAUGUGUUAUCUUUUUUAUUAUUAUUAUUAUUAUUAUUAUUAUUAUUAUUAUUAUUAUUAUUAUCUUAGUCGAAUCCUUCAAACAAUGGUUUUAAUAAAACCUGCGAUUUAUCGCCGCGUGUAAGACCUCUUCCCGCUGUAACGGGCCCUUUACAGGCACAGCAGCCCAUAAAAACAUCGGCAGCCGAUUACAGAAAAAGUUAUCGAAACCCUGCCUUAGAAUGACCGAAGUGAAAUAAAUUGAUUGUUCAGUUCGGGAUAGUUAUCAAAUUUAAUAACCCGGACCAAAACAAAACAGUAACCAAUCGCUGCUCAGAUUCACUUUCAGGUGACAUGUUACUGAGACAACAAUGUAUUCCACAUGGCGUCCGAAGGCCGAACAACACUGAGUGUUCUAAACCGAUUGUUUUCGACUGGCGUCUUCUUCUUCUUUCUCAGUCUCAAUAAUUUUCAUUCGUAUUAUUUUACUUACUUGGCGAACGGCGAAGCGCCCAGGUUUUUCAGCGCUCGUCUCGGUACGUUUCAACUGUAUAUCUGCGCAGAAGAAAAAAGUUUAUUUUCAGUGAUAUUGCUACUUCAUCAGAGAAUCGUCCAAAUAACAAACGGCUACAGCCCAUGGGCGAAAAGAAAGAUGAAAUCGUAGCGUAUUACCAGCGCGAAAUCGUGUAAAUGGCAGGAUUGCUUUAAAUAAAAGCUUCUCGAAACAUGCGAGACGUUGGAGAAUCCAUACUGCUACUCACUUAACGUACCUCCACGGCCGCAUCCACUCCUUCCUCUUCCAUUUCUGAUUUGACCGGUGAAAGCCUUCUCACCACUUCUCCGAGAUAUCCCUCGCUGCAAUCGAAUGGUAGAUUACAAAAGUGCAGAUUGAAACCUCUUCUGGGCCAGGAAUACUUAAGGCAAGGGGAAAUGUAUGAACAGAAUGGUGAACCAGCUACUGAAUCUAUUACCGACACAGCAGAGUGAAGAAUUAAUGUGUCUCCUUCACUUGCAAACGUGCGUGGUCUUACUCCAACUUAUUGUCAUCAAGGAACACCAACAGAGAAUGAAAAUAUCCAAUUAAGAGUGAAAUUCCCUGACCUUGAAGAACUUUUUUUUCCUGACCAUUUCCUGACUUGUGGCAAUUAAGAUUAAGUUAAAUCUGUACUCAAGCCAAGUUGACUAUCCAGCAGGAACUUAUCCUUUGCAUGAAGUGACAGCGGGCUCUCGUUUGACAAAGAAUUAGUUUGGUUUUGGUUAAUAGGAUUCUCUUCGGGCAGUAACAGCACAAUGAGAGGAACUAUCAUUGUUUCAAAAAGGUUUCCUUGCAAACUGAGUAAAGUGCAGUGAUAAGAAAUCGUAAGCAAUGUUCAAAUUAUGACAAACAGAAAGAUUAAAACCAUCGUCGAAAACACAAAGUGGCGGUUGGCGACUGGUUUAGUGGUAAACCAAGACCAUCCCAUGCACUUUUUUCCUGCAGUUUGCAUCGCGAUAAUUAACAGUUGCGUCGAAAGAAAAUGGAUUUAAGAACAGCUCGAUAUUUUUUUUUGACUCUGGAAAAAUUCAUCUUUUAACCUAAACUUUGGGGCAAAGCUUUUUGAAAAAGGUAUCUCAAUCAAACGUGUCAUUUCAACUGUCCUGUUACAUCUGCGCCCAAAAUGUCGCCUCUAUCACCUCAUGACGACCACCAUCUUGAGAACGCGCGAAGAGCGGUAUCUAUUUACUAAUUUCCAAUAUAAUUAUUGGUAUAUACGGCGAUUAAUAACAAAUAAACAGCGAAAAUUUCGAAUUGGGUACGAAAAUCUUCGAUUCUCGAAAUGGUCGUCAUGUUUUGACGUCACGUGGUUAUCAAAUCUGAUAACUAUCCCGGACUGCUUUUUGCAAAGACAAAAAGUAACGUUCAUAAGGGUCUAAAUUCUCGUUUCCAUAUGGCAUUCGGAUACUAGGAGAUUGAAAAUUAUGCAAUUCAUACGAACAAAAGGAGUCGAUUAAAGAGGAGAUUCACAGUCUAAUCGCACCAAAAAAUGCGCUACCAAAACGUACUUUAAAUUUGCUUCACCUUGAAACUUUUUCUUUGUACUGUGUAACCGUUGUACCUUGCUCUUCUGAGAUCAAGACUAGUUAUUUGGCUUUUUAGAUUUUUUAAGACUUAAUAUUGAUAUUAACUUCAGUCUGUUAGCGAGCUCAUGCCAUAUGUGACUCUACUGCACUACUCUACUCUACUUUUUUGUCUCACGCAGUAUUGUUUUCUUAUACAGGAGUUCUAGACUUUUUAAUGAGCAACUUCUACACUGCACGUCAUCUGCGGGAGACUUUCAUCUUCAAGAUUGUACCCAUGCUUAACAUUGACGGAGUUAUCAAUGGCUGGUAGGGUCUUACUCUUGUAGAAAUUUAGCCGCUGUCCUUCCGUUUUAUUGUUCAACGAUUUUUUUAAUAUGUAUAUUUCUUCCACUUAUACAGCACUUCUGAACGAGGGAAUCAGUGUCUUUCUUGUGAAUUUUUAGCCAUGAAUGAUAUCUGAUGUGUGCAGUAUUGUAAGAAAUUUUUCUCAGUAUUGCAUUUUCGACCAAUUCUUUUGGCACCGUCAGCUAUUCUCCCCACCCACCCAACCCACCCACUCAAUCCCCCACUUCCUCAUGAUCCAUAAGGAGAAACUUUAUACCUGUAAAUAACCUUGCUCUGUAACCUUACAAUACUGUGAAUCUUUCCUGAAGUUAAUUCAUUUAUAGAGCUAAAUAGAGUUUCCUUUGAUGAAAUACAAAGACUUUUUUUAUGGAGAUUUUACCCUUGUUCUUUACAAAAAUUUUGUUGUACCUUUUUUGCAGCCAUCGAUGUUCUCUGUCGGGUGACGAUUUAAACAGGCGCUGGAUCAAUCCCAGCAUGCUACUUCACCCCACUAUUUAUCACGUGAAAGGAUUGCUGUUGUACUUACAGUCUAUUGAAAAGACCCCUUUGGUGAGUAGCAUUUACUUGUAGCCGUGAGACAGAUCAAUUGUGCCGAACCUAAGUUGUGUUAAUCCCGGCUACUAAACAAUUUUGAGCUGUUAUAUGAUCAUGUUGUUUCAUUCUUUUACUAAGAAGACAGAGUUUAAUAUGCAUGACUUACAUGGUGUACCAUCUUGGACAAAUGAGAGGAACACAACAAUCAUUUCUUCCUCUCCCUAGUUCAUAGUCGACAAAAAGGUGCGAUUUGGUCCUCGCGCUUACUCAUCAUUCUCUCUUUUUUUCUCCUGAGCAAAAUCGAAGCUGCUUUCAGAUCAGCUACAUUUUCCCUCGACAGAAGCUCUUCUCAACUCUCAGACCCCUUAAAGUGACUAGCAUCUAAUUUCUCCUUACAGUAUCACUCUCGAUUCUCACAUAAAGGCCACGAGAAUAAAGGAAAUGAUCACCAACUAAAGAAGCUCUUGACUGUUAAAUAAAUUCUCCUUGUCUACACCAUAGGAAGGAAAUGUAUAGAGAACAGUGUGGAGAAUAUGCGUACUGAUGUUAGGAUGUAACAGGAUUAAAUCCGCCUCGUGUUCUUCUUGUAGGUUUAUUGUGACUUCCAUGGUCAUUCACGUAAGAAGAACGUGUUUAUGUAUGGCUGCAGCACAGCUGCCACACUGGCUGCCAGUUCAUCUAGUUCUGGUGAAGUCGACAGUAGUGACUUGGUAGAUUCUGUCAGGGAACGUGUAGCUGAACUAUCUGGCUCCGAAUCCACCAGUAGCAUGGACCCGAGUGACAUAGAGGAAGAUCCCGGAUAUAGGGUGAGUGUAAAAAAAAAAAAAAAAAAAAAAAAAAAAAACAUACUUAUCAACAAGACCUUUUUCCUGGGAGCUUGGAAGAUGACAGAGAUAAUAGAGAUACGCCCUGUGAGCAUUGAACUUUUGCAAAGAUCGAAGUCAGGUCUUCGAUACUCAUGGGAAGGAAGCCCUCAUUCUUCCCAGGGAGCAUGGGCUCAUUUCCCGAACAGUAGCCUAUGAUCUAGGCGAAACUUUACCGUUUGUUUCAGUAUUAGCCUUUUGCGAAGUGAUUGGUGAAUAUUUACAUAUGCGGCGAGUUUUUUCUUUCUCGCGUCAAUGGAGUCAUAGGAUGAUGAUCAUAUCGCAAACUCUCGUGUUCGGUUAGCAUCGAACUGAAGUCAUUCGCAAACUCUCGUGUUCGGUUAGCAUCGAACUGAAGUCAUUAUUUCUCUUAGUUAGUACGUGUGCUUCACUGUACGGCCCGCUAAAUUAAAAAGUUUCGCUUCGCGCUUGGGUCAUAAAUCUAAGUGGAAAAACUUGAUCCGUAACUUUCAGUGAGGACUUCGAAUUCGGUUGGUAUGAGGUACUAAGUUCAGGGGAAAAAAGAUGCUGGAGAACGAGUACUGAAAUCAAAUGUAGAAUAACGAGUGAAAAUUUUGAAUAAUAGUCUUGCGAGACUCUACAAUAACGUUCGUGAAUUUUAGGUUAUCAAACUUUCUACAGUGUUAGCUGCACUAAGAGCUGUGCUAUAUAGGUGGUUUUCUUAAAAGUGACACUAGGCUGGUUUUUAAAAGAGAAUUUUUAUUUCUGAAUUAUCAUUCUGUUUCUAUGUCCUCUUCGUCAUGUUUUGGCAUCCUCUUUUUUAUUCUCUGCUUCUACUCUUUGGAGAAGAUCUUAUUGCAAUUAGCGGCUAGUUUUACCCAUCCAAAAAGCAUCUUCAAAUAUCACCAGGAACUCUGUUCAGGAAGCACUUUUGCCGAACCAAGCUGACUAUUUCUUUUAUUUAUGCAGACAUUACCGAGAGUUCUUCACAACAUUGCGCCAGCGUUUUCGCUGGGCAGCUGUAGUUUCAUCGUGGAACCUUCCAAAGAAUCCACGGCCAGAGUUGUGGUGUGGAGAGAGAUUGGAGUGGUCAGGAGUUAUACCAUGGAGAGUACAUACAGUGGCUGUGAUCAGGGACCUUAUAAGGUUAGUUCUUAUUGGAUAAAUCUAGUGUGCAAAACAAAAACACAAAUUGAACAGACACUGUUGUGAAUGUUACUGGGUGGAACUAGAACACCUUUGGUCCCGCUUUUUCGAAGGGUAGAUAAUAUUAUCCCGUGGAUAAAUCUCUGUUCAGUGGAUGGCGCGGUAUUUUUUAUUCACACUUAUCCGUUCGAUAACGUUAUCCUCCCUUUGAAGAACUGGACCCUUCUCUAUAACUGCUGUCAGAGUCGGAUUUCUCUCUGUUUUUAAGUUGAGAGAAGGAAGUUUUCAUUCAGUCAGGGAGUUAGUUAGUUAUUGAGUUAGUGAAUGAGUAGGUGAGGGAGUCUCUUAGUGGGCCAGUCUGUCUGUCAGUCAGUCGUUGAGUGAGUCAGUCGUUAAGUGAGUCAGUCGGUGAGUUAUUCAAUCAGUCAGUAAUUCAUUGAGUGAAUCAGCCUGCUAGUUAGUCAGUUAGUUAGUAGUUAGUUAGUAAGGCAGUCAGGGAGUCAGUAAUUCAGUCAGAGAGUUAGUGCGUCAGGUAGUCAUUUGGUGAAUCAGGCAGGCAGGUAGUCAGAGUUAGUUUGUCAGUCAGCAAGUCAGGCAGUCAUUUUGUCACUGAAUAAGUGAACGAGUCUGCCAGUCAAUCCGUUUGUUAGUCGGCUGUGAGUCAGUAAUUGAGACAAUGAGUACUAAAAAUCAACACGUUAAUCUACAUUUUUGUUUAAAGGGUUACCACGUGGGAACAAGAGAACUGGAGGAAAUGGGCCGUUUCUUCUGUGCCGGGCUUCUCCGUGUUGGACGCUCCUACUUCUAUCAAAACAACCAGCAACAAUCGCCAUCAAACGACAAUGCAGAUGUGAUGCGUAAAGCUGAUAGUUCGUGGUGAGUUCCUCGCGUGAAACCUCUCCACAAUUUUUGCUCCACGCGCGGCGUAUCAAAGUAGAAAGCAAUUUUUAAUUAUUUCUAAGACACCUUUUACAUGUACUUGUCUCACUGUUGUUUGAAAAAACUAGCAACAACAUAAACAACGAAACGUUUUCACGAGGCUGUUUAUGUUUAAUUUGAAAAUAUAAGUUGUUGCAAAUUUCUUGUUGAGCUAAUGUGGAAUUUCUUCUUUCCCUAAGGAUAAGGACAAGUGAGCUGUUUGUUCCCUGUGAACUCGUCACAAGUGGAGUUGUCAUUUGAUUGUAAUCUAAUUCUUAAAAACACAUACUAGAGAGAGCAGCAGUCAAACGUCGGCGCAUGUGCAAACGUUGUAUUGACUGGGUGUUGUACUUUCAGGCUGUAAGAACCAAGUUGUCUCACACGAGUUAAAAACCACCACAUAAACCAGUAAGUCACGGUGUUUCACAAGCUUAGAACAUUUUUGGUAAAUCUCAAAACGGAAUGGUAAAUCAAUAGGAUACCUGUACUUGAAUAAGGUUUGUGUUCGAAAAGUCUCGAGUUUUCCUUUUGCCCACUUUUGUUUCCCUUCACAGAUUUUCUUGAACGUUUCAAUUGUCUGUCACAUAGUUUGCGAGACGCGGUUGUUUCUUAUGUUUCCCAUAAAAUUUUACGCGGGAAAUUGGCGUGCGGGCGGCCAAAAUUGUUCCCCUCGCGCAUGCCCUAGAUUUGAUGGCAGUGUUAUGCUCAAAUACCUAAGGAAUUCACGUGACGACCAAAAUCCACCGGCAAUUAUUAGUUGAACGGUGAAAUUAGAGGUAAUUUGAGCAGUGAAAGGUAAAUAUUGAACAGAUUGAACUAUGAAAUUCUAGUUUUAGCCCCGCAUAGACGGGACGAACUGUUUUAACUUAAGAGGCUGAGGAGUACCAAUGCUCAAGACAAAUUUAAGCUCGUAGACCUAUGUCCCACUGACUCGUUGUGCGACCUUGAAUGACAUCAUGGGAAAGGUUCCCGGGGGUCGUCUCGGUCCUUUUUCUUCAUUUUAAUAUUGAAAUAAACUAAUCUAAGGAUGAAAUUAACAAAUAGAAAAAUAAUAUAUGCCGUGAGUAAAGCCAACUGUAAACUGUGCUCCAAAGGGAAAUGUUGGUCAAAAGGUGUCAUUUUUAUCCCGUAUUAAUUCGCAUCUUUAGUCUGGACAACUGUACCGGUAUGCGAGAAGAGCCAGUGAAUAAGUAUUUAUAUCAAAGAGAUUUUGAACCAAAUUUACGUAAACAGCAUAAAAUUUAAACUGAUAAGUGAUUUAAAAUUAGAGUUUACAGCUAUUUGUUAUUACUGAAUGCUAAUUAAUAUUUGGAUUGAUG